Molecule: messenger RNA, 1874 nt
Organism: Nilaparvata lugens (brown planthopper)
Lineage: Eukaryota; Metazoa; Arthropoda; Insecta; Hemiptera; Delphacidae
Gene: His2Av
Product: histone H2A.V
Exons: 5
Coding region: 579-965 (128 amino acids)
Cellular component (GO): nucleosome
Molecular function (GO): structural constituent of chromatin; protein heterodimerization activity; DNA binding
Source: RefSeq, a predicted model, not a curated record
CUUCAUCACACCUGCCAUCUUGAAAACCGUUGAUUCUUGACAAAGAGGAUACAAUUAUUAUAGGUUUUGUUUCUGUAUAUAAUAAUUUUACAGGAGUAAUCAAUUUCGUAUUUUUAUAAGAAAAAUCAUCCAAAUAUUGAUUCAUGGAUAUUGAAUUGGAUGAAAUCUUCAUUCGGAGCUUAUUAUGAGUUUAUACGAAAGUAUAAGUAACUGUGAUGGUCAAUUAUUAAUCAAAAUAUUGAUUAGUUCGAAUAAAUAGACUAUCAUUAUUCUAUAUUUGGGAAUUUUCGAUCAAUUAGUCCAAUAACAUCAAAGUUAUAUAAUUGCAUAAUUUAUUCCUCUUUGCAUUUUAAAAACAAAAAUGUCGAGUAUAUUCUAUUUUGAUCGAUAGGCAGCGUUUCGGCUGCGUAUCGUUUUGAAUCCUUGCUUGCUGAUUGGUCGAGACGGGUCACGUGACCCCUCAGCCCGUAACGAAACCCAAGCGUUCAUUUGGCGGGUUCGUGUUGUCGUUGUGUUGUGUAGCGUUGGUUUCUUGUUCGUUGUGUUACGUUGGACGUUGUGUAUUCUAAAAGAUCAAGAUGGCUGGUGGUAAAGCUGGUAAAGAUUCAGGCAAAGCAAAAGCUAAAGCAGUCUCAAGAUCCGCGAGAGCUGGUCUACAGUUUCCCGUUGGAAGAAUACACAGACAUCUGAAAAACAGAACGACAAGUCAUGGUCGUGUUGGAGCCACAGCGGCUGUUUACAGUGCAGCUAUAUUGGAAUAUUUGACCGCUGAGGUUCUGGAGUUGGCUGGAAACGCUUCAAAGGAUUUGAAAGUGAAACGUAUCACCCCCAGACAUUUGCAGCUCGCCAUCAGAGGAGACGAAGAACUUGACAGUUUAAUCAAGGCGACAAUUGCUGGCGGAGGUGUGAUUCCUCACAUUCACAAGUCGCUGAUUGGAAAGAAGGGAUCUCAGAAGCCGACAUAAUUCUGCUCGAUUAUGUUUGCGUGUGUAAUGAAGACAGACAGAUAUUCAGUGUGCGUGGAAGAACAGAAGUACAUAUGUGUAAUUGGUGAACUUUAUAUACACAGAAUUCUCAUUGCCUCGGUUUGUUAGAGGCGAUGAGUUCUUUCUAUAAUUAUUUUGUAACUUACUGGUAGUUUAACUCUCCGGCAUUCAACAAAUUGCCGAUGAACUAUUAAUUGUUGAAGUUGUGUGUCUUCAAAGUAUUUCUGUUUAAAGAAUUUUUCCAAUGUAUAUUUCAGUCAAACUCACUUAUAACUUACCUCUCAAGGCCUUACAAUAUUUUUUUUAAUCCUCUAGAGCCGAGUAAACUGGUCAAGAUCUUGUCCACUAGGAACGUGCAACUAAAAUUUCUCAAACGUUUUAUUUGAAGAGGCCUACUUUAAGAAUGUAUUAUUUUAUUUCGAUGAAUCAACUUCUUUUACUUGAAAAUUGCUCUGUGUAGAUUGAUAAUUUUAUCUUUUAUGUCACCGUUAUAAAUGAGUUUGACUGUUUCUUCGUUUAAAGGACAUGUUACCUUUUAUUACAUUUUAGAUUAAUUUUUAUACUCAAUCACAACACUAGACACUGAGCUAACUGCAAAAGCUCAAUUUCCAAAUACAUUUUGAUAUUGAUCCCUAAUAGUUCUUGGGAUACUCUUGAUCUAAAUUUUUGAAAAAAAAUUCCCAAUAUUUAUUGUUUGUCGUAUCUAGAUAGAUGUAGAAGGUUUAUGUAUAUUAAUGUGUUCUUUUCCGCUGUUGAAGACGGCCUACUAUUAAAUUUGUUCAUCCAAAUGAUAAAUUGGGAUUGUGAAAUAAUAAUUAUUAUAUUUUUGUAACAUUAAGUAAUAACUGCAGAGUUGAAAUCAUUAAAUAAAAAUUUUCCAAAUUUCUA